This is a messenger RNA of Cinara cedri, 12199 nucleotides long. Lineage: Eukaryota; Metazoa; Arthropoda; Insecta; Hemiptera; Aphididae. The record is from the annotation of a GenBank genome assembly.
CUCAUGACAAUUUUUGUUUCAUACCUUUAUGAGUUUUUUUUUAGUAUUUUUAUUAUUAAUCUUUAUAUAUUCUGGUUUAUUUCUAAAACAUCUAAUAUUUAGUUUUUAAUCUAAUAAAUAUCUAACCUAUAUUAUGUGAAAGCUUUUAUUAUACAUUUUAAAUAAUUCAAUAGCAGUGAUAAAACAUUGGAAAUAAUGGAGGUAGAAAAUGACAGUAUUAAAUCGGGUAAGAAAUUAUUAUAUGUUAUACUAUUUCAAUAACUCAACAUACAUUCAACAAAUUAUUUUUUUUAAUUUUUAAUAUGUAAUUUGUACAUUUUCAAUUGAUUAAGUUCUUUAUUAUUAUUUUUAGAGUUAUUCUUUUUGAUCGCUAAGUUUCUGAAGGAUAGUCAAUUUAAAAAUGCGUUUGAAGUAAGCUAUUAUUUCAAUUAUUAAAUUAAACUAGUUUAAAUAUGUAUACAGUAAAUUGUGUUGAUAUUGAUUUUGAGGAGUUUUAAAUGCAUAUUGUUUAUUCAUUCUUUUGUUUUUAUUAUUAUUUUUAGGCACUGAAAUCUGAUUUAAAUGAAUCAAAUGUAAGACAUAUAUUUAUUUUAAUAAAAAAAAUUAAAAAGUUUUACUGUGAAAAUUUACUUAUUUUUAGAUUUUACCUACACGAAUUGAUUUUUUGGGACAAGAUAAUCAGCAAACAUUUGAUGAAAUGGUAUAAUUAGCAUUUUUCAUUACAUUAUAAUAAUAACUUUUUAUUAUAUAUAAUUUGUUAUAUCCAUUAGUAUAGAUUUUAAAGAAAAAUCCAUUGAGUUUGUUUUAAUAUGGGAGGGAAUCUUGAGAUUUUUAAAUAUAAUAGAUAUGUACCAAAUUACUUAGUUUGAAUAAUAAUAAUAUACUUACAUGAAAUUAAAAUAUUUAAAUCUAUUUUAAAAAAAUAUGAUUACACCAAGUAUACUGCCUCCUUGAAUCAAAAUAUUUAUUUAUACAAGCUUUACAGUUAUAACAGUUUUAUAGAAUUCUAAAGAGGGUUUUGAAUUUAAAUUUGUAAAUGUAACUAAAAGUAUAAGUAUUAUAAAAUGUUAAUAAAAUAUCAUCUAAACUUUACAAUAAACCAAACAGAUGUCAUACAUAGUUGUUUUUAAUUGAUUGUUGGCCUUAUUUACUAACUAAGAUUUUGGAUAUUUUUAGUUAAAUUUUUAAAAGUUAAAUUUUCAUGGAUAUCAUUUAUUAUUAAUGAUUAAGUAAAAUAAUUAAUUUAAUUCCUUUUUUCUUUUAUGUAAAUUUGUUGAAAAUUGGGUACUUUUUAGAUAUCUCGACUACCUAUUUUUUCUGCUGUUACCUACUCUAUGUGGUUUUACUAAUAAAUCGGAGUUUAUUUUUGAUUAAACUUUCAACAUGUUAUGUAAACUUACCCUAAAAUUAGUAAGCAUAGUGUAGUGAUCCAUACUUUGAGCCCACAAACUUCCAUCUGUCAAAAAUAUUGUUAAGUAGAAGGCUAUGUACAGGUAGUCAAGAUAACUGAAUAGUACCAACAAUUUUAAUAUAAUUAUUAAUCCAUCCAUUAUUUUAUUUUAAAAAUAUAUAAACUUAUUUUAAUAAUUUAUAGGAAAGGAAAUAUGAUCAUAUUAGAUCAGAUCAUUUACUAGAAAUUUGUAAACGUAUCCGAUUAUUGAGCAACUAUGAAAAAUCUCCUGUUCCAGUUGUUUUUUCAUUACUCGGAAAAGGAAGCUUUUCACUUGUUAAUACCCAAAGUAUAUUAAAAUUUUGGUUUUAUACAUUUUAUUAUUAGAAAUUUUACUUAUUAAAAAUAAUUUAUUGGUUUUAGAAAAACGCAAAUACUUAUCACUUUCUGAUUGUAUUACACGUCAACAUAAUGCCUUGCCAUUACCUCCUACUCAUAUACGAGGUCAUAAUAUUGGUAAUUAUUAAAUACCUACUAUUCAUACAUCAAUUGCAUAACAGAAUUUAUAAUGUAUUUUUUUAGUCAAAAUGCUUAUUGGUCGUGAAACUUCUGGUUCAGUUGAUAAAAGAUAUUUACUUCCUGUAUCAAAGUUUUCAAAUGCAGAAUUUCAUGGACGGGUUCUUGGACAUUUAACCGCUGUUUACUGUGUCUGUUUUGAUACAUCUGGCCGAUUUAUAGCUACAGUAUGUUAUAUAUAGAUCAAAAUCUAAUAUUGUUUAAUUUUAUCUAUCAUGAUCAUUAAUUUUAGGGAGCUGAUGAUUACUUAGUUAAAUUAUGGGAAGCAAAUACUGGACGUCUCUUAUCAACUUUAAGAGGCGCCAGUGCUGAAAUAACAGAUAUAGCAAUUAACACUCAAGCCACUUUAAUUGCAGCAGGAAGCAUGGACAAAGUAUUGAGAGUCUGGUGUCUCCAAACAUCUAGACCAGUAAGUUUGAAACAAUAAUUAUUAUAAUACAGUACUACUUUGGGACCGAGAUGAAACUUUUCAAUUAAUUGGUUUUAAUAUAUGACGGUUCCGUCACUAUACAUUUUGUUUCAAUAACACGAUCAUAUUAAUUAUCUGUGUUAUUAAUAGGUGGCUUCUACUAUGUAUCCAAAAAGGGCAAGCAUAAUAUUUCAACCACUUAAUGAAAGUGGAUAUAAGAGCCCCUUGACACUCUUUAUUAUUUAAUAUUAUAUUAAUAUUUCAAUAUUUCAAGCUCUUAACCCUGGUGCUCUUUAUUAAAUAAAUAAAAAUGUACAUAUUGAAAUGCAAUAUAUACUGCACUAAGUUAAUAAUUGCAUAACAUAAUAAAUGUAUAAACAUUUUGUAGAAUUUAAAUUUGACUUCACAAUUUUUUAUUUAGAUUGCUCAUGUUGUAGCACACGCCAGUAUGAUAGUAACUGUAAAUUUUUGUCCACAAACAUUUAGUGGACUUGGUUAUAUAGCUUCUACUAGUACUGAUGGUUCUGUUGUAUUCUGGCCAUUUAGAUCUAGCAAUGGAAAUACAACUUUUGAGUGAGUGUUUUGGUUAUUUUAUUUAUUUAUUUUUAUUAUCUUAUUAAAUAAUAUAUUAAAAUGUUGUUUAUGAUUUUAUAGACCUAAUUUAACAGUUUAUAAUGAACGUAUGCGCCCUGGGAGUGCCAAAAUACUUUGUGGUGCUUUUUCAGCUGGUGGUGUUAUGUUCGCCACUGGUAGUGCUGAUCACAAUGUUAGAGUAUACAAAAUGACACCUCCAACACCAGAUGCGUCGUCUCCAGUACGCUUAAUGGAAGUUGAAGCUCAUUCUGACACUGUCGAUUCAAUACAAUGGGCUCAUAGUGGUUUACGAUUUAGUUCUGGCUCUAAAGAUGGUACAGCUUUAAUUUGGUCUUAUAAAAAUCAAGAAUGGAAAUUCAAAACAUUGCAUAUGACAACAAAAUUGAAAAAAAAGUAAGUUCAUUAAAGUUAAAAAGUAAUAAUAUAUUUUAAAAAUAAAAAAAUUAAUUCAAAAUGUUUAGUCUUGGCGAAAAGAAAUCUGAUGAAGAACUUAAACAGAUUAAACCAUCUGUAACAUAUUUAUGUUGGGAUCAAAGUGAUCGUUGGAUUUUAACUGCAUGUACAGAUAUGACUAUAAAAGUUUGGGAUUCUUAUACUACUGAACUCUUACAAGUUAUGAUUGGACAUAAAAAAGAAGUAUAUGUUUUAGAAUCUCAUCCAUUUCAUUCUAAGGUUUGUAUAAUUUCCUUUUAUUAUAUUAUGUUUUUACGUUUAAUUUUUUAUUGAAUAUAAUUAUUAAUUAUACUACAUAUUGAAGGUAACUUGAUGGUAAAUAUAAAAAAAAUGUUUGAAGUUUUAGAAGUUUUAUCUUACAAGAUUCAAUAUCCACCACCUGAUUACUAUUAAUUUUUACUCAUUUAUAUAAAGUAAUUUAUAAUACUUCUUCCCGAAGUAUUUGCUCUAUAAAUAAUUAGUAGUCCUCUGCUAUUAUGUAAAAUUAAUAACUGAAUUUGAUAUUUGCAGUUGGUCUUAGGCAUACUGUAGCUUCAUUUUAUCCACAAUCAUCCUUAACUUAUAUAAUUCAUAUUUCUCUUUGGAAAACUAAUUGUAUUAACAUGUAGUAGAUAUAUAUAAUUUGUAAUUUGUUACACAUUCAAAAUAUUGUUUUAAGAUUUUGUUGAGUGCUGGUCAUGAUGGCAAAAUAUUUUUAUGGAAUAUUAUAACUGGAGAAGUUUUGGUGUCAUUUCAAAAUUCAAUUGAAGGUCAAGGGUUUGCUGCAUUAUUUGAUGCUAAAUGGUCACCAGACGGAACAAUGUUUGCAGUGACUGAUUCACAAGGUCAUUUAUUAACUUAUGGAUUAGGAAUACCCCCACCUCGUAGAAAAGUAUAUUCUGUCAAAAUUAAAUAACAGUUAUUAUUUUAUUAAUUGUUAAUAUUUUUUAGGUCCCAUAUGAAGUAUUUUUUCACACUGAUUAUCGACCAUUGUUAAGAGCAGCAGAUCAUUCAGUUUUAGAUGAGCAAACCAAUAUGGAUCCACAUUUAAUGCCUCCUCCAUUUUUAGUUGACUCAGAUGGAUCACCUUAUCCACCAGAAAUUCAAAGAUUAGUUCCCGGAAAAGAAAAUGAAGGACUUUUACAAUUAGUAGCAGAUGUAAUAAUCAAUGAAUUGGGUAGGUACCAUAAAUUAUACAUUUUUAUUUUAUUUUUAUCAUUAAUCUUAAUUUUUUUCUGUGUUCUAAAUUUUUUUAAAACUAUUUAUAUUAGGUCGAACUGAAGUUAUUGGAAUUAGAGGAACGGCUAAUAUGAACACAGUUGAACAUUUAUCUAACAAUUCACCAAACCAGUCAAGUAUGUAAAAUAUUUUUAAUUUACAUAAUAUUUAUUUGUAAUAUGUAUACAUAUGUAUUGUAGGAGUUAUAAGUUUACAUCCAUCAGUUGAACAAAGUGGUAGUUCAUUUUCAUUUGAAAAUCGACCAAGAAUUAUUUGUAAACCAUUGACACCAUCAAUAAUGGAUCAAAUUCAAAAUCGAAUGUAUGUUUUUAUCAAAUUUUUUAACUUAAUUUCUAUGUCUGAGAGGUUUCAAUGUAGAAUAAAGAACAAGAAAAACAAAUAUGCAUAGUUAAUUUCAAAUUUUAUAAAUUGUAUUCUGAUUUUGCACUUAAAUAUUAUUCUAUAACAAUGAUGGCUUUGAAAAUUUUUUUUUCUUUUAGUUUACAUAUUUAACAUUAAAAUUAUUUUAAGGGCUGUUUCUAGUUUACUCAAAUUACAGAUACAUAGAACGAUAGCAUAUAUGUAUUUAACCUGCAUAACUCUUUAUUUUAACCAAUUUGCUUUUUCAAAAGCUGUCCAUUGGUUGGUGUAUUUUACUAAUAAUUUAAAUAAAUAAAUAACUGUUAAAACAUUUUAUUUUUAGUAAAAUGUUGGAAACCAUGGAAGAAGAAGAGUUUACUAUAGAAAGUGAAAAACCAAUAAUAGUCGAUGAAAAGCCACAAGUUCUAUCUAUUAAACCAAGAAAAAGACCACAAGCAAAACAUUCAUAUAGUACUAGAGCAACUAUUGUUGAAAAUGAUCUACAGGUUUGAAAAAAAUUUAUUUAAUUAAGUUAAAAAAAAUUUGAAGUAAACUUAAUUAUUAAUAUUAUAAUAUAAUUUUAAAUUGUAUUUCAGGAAAAUAGAUCAUCAUCUAAUUCAGAUGAAUCUGAAUCUGAAGAUGCUGAUUACACUGAUGGAAUUGAUUCAGAUGGAAAAUCAUCGUCAGAUACUGAUUCUGGUACUAGUUCUGAAUAUUCUGAUUGGGUAGCCGAUAGUGGUACAAACCUUGAACCGCCCAAACGUACUCAACAUCGAAGACGGCGUGUUAAGAGACCAACUACUCCACCUUCAUCUCCAUCACCACCAUCUUCUCCCCAAGAAGGGCCUAAAACUGUACCUCCUAGAAAAGUUAAAAAAGUAAACAUUUUUCAGUGAUACAAUUCCAUUUUUUCAAAUUUAUCUAUCUUUAGUUUAUGGAAUUUAUUAUUAUUAUUAUUAUUAGGACGUUCCAGAAAUAUAUAGACCUUCCGAAUGGUUUUCAGAAGUUUUACCAAAAAAGUCGCCCUAUUGUCCCCAAAUGGGUGAUAUUUUAAUGUUCUUUGAACAAGGUUAUAAUUUGUAUUUAGAAGCAGUAGAAACUAAGAAGGUUUACAAAUUGAGAAAAUCACAAUGUGCUCCAUGGGGAGAAUUAGAACUUAAAGUAAGAACUUCCAAGUUGUGUAAGUUUAAUAUUAAAUAUUAAUAGUAAAUCAAUAAUAAGGAACCACAAAUGGUAAAAGUAAUUGGAAUAAAGUAUGAAAUUAGACCACCUCGUUUAUGUGGUCUACGUUUAGCGGUACUAAAAGAAAAUGGAGAUCAUACUUCAUUUAGUUUUGAUCUUAAAUAUCAUGAUAUGCAAGAUGUAAUUGACUUUUUAGUUCUACGGCAAACAUACGAAGCGGGGUUAGCUAGAAAAUGGAAAGAAGGUAUGAUUAUUUUUUUUUAUUUCACAUUAAAGUAAUUAAAUUAAACUUUUUUCUGAUUUACUCAAGGUCAGCGAUUCCGAAGUAUGAUAGAUAAUGCGUGGUGGUGUGGUAAAAUAGUUGAACAAAAUUCUUCUAGGUCACCAUUUUUGUGUUAUAAAGUUCUUUGGGAUAAUGAUGAAAAUGAAAAUUUAAGUCCUUGGGAUAUGGAACCUGUAAACCCUAAAAGUAUGUAGGUUUAUUUAUUCCCACACAAUUUUGUGUGUUACAUGGUAUUUAUCACAGUGUUUAUUUAUUAUAUAAUUAUAUAUAUAUAUAUAUAUAUUUAUUUAUUUAUUAUGUAAUUAUAAGGAGAACCACUUAAUGGAAUGUCAUUACCAGUAACUACUAAGGAAAUGAAAGAUAUAUUAUAUCAACCAGAAUCUGGUAAUAAAGAAUGGCCAAGUGGGUCUCGUGAUUUAAUUUGUGAUCGUAUAUUAAGAGGAUUGCAUGAUCUUAUGGGGAUGUCACUUGCUGAACCAUUUCUAGCUCCAGUUGAUAUACAAGAAUAUCCAUCUUAUGCAUAUAUUGUGGAGUAUCCUAUUGAUCUAUCAAUCAUAAAAGUGAAAUAAUUAAUUAUAUUUAGAAAAAAGAAAAAUUAUUUUUUAUUUUACCAAAAAAAUUUUGUUUAGGCAAGAUUAGAAAAUCGUUUUUACAGACGUCUGGCAGCAGUACAAUUUGAUGCAAGAUACAUUGCAAGCAAUGCUGAAAAAUUUAAUGAAGAAGGUAGUGACAUUGUGAUAAGUGCUCGAGUAAUUACUGAAAUAUUAUUGACAAUUAUUAAGUAAGUUAUACAGAUAUUUUUAAUAUUUUUUUAUUUUAAAUUUACAGUUCUAAAUACAUAGUUUGAAAAAAAGUUAUCUAAUAAUCAAAUAAACAUAUUACUUAUUACAAAUCCUUUUCAAUUUUUACUACAUGUUAGUAACUUUGUUUUUAAUUGAUUAUAUAGUUCAUUUUUUUAACUAACUUAAAAUGGGUGUCAAAUCUAAUGAGCAAUAUAAAAAAAAUGUGUUUUCAUACUUUCAAUAGUACCCAGGAUUUGAAACAAAAUUUAUUUGACCAGAUUAAAAAUGAAAAAAUUCACUAUGUUUUUUCAAAGAUUGAAUUUUUGAUAUUUAUUUCCCAGAUACUAUUUGUAUUUCGGACUCAAAAACAAAACAAAAAUAAAUUUUUUUAUUAUUUUUGCAUCUUAAUAAUGUAAUACAUGUAAUGAAUAAAAACAAUUUUUAAAAAAUUCCCUUGUGAAAGCUUAGUUUCUGUCAAACUGAUUCACAGGUACAAUUGACAAUAUUUUGAUAAUAUUGUUAUAGUUUUAUAACAAAUUCAAAUCAGUUUGUUUACAAGAUCUAGUUUGUGAAUGUAAAUUUUUAUUACAUAUUGUACUAAUCACUUGGAUGUAUACAUAAAUUGAAUGAAAAAAUUGCAAUUUUUUUUUCUAUUAUAUUAUCUAUAAAAUAGUUUUUUUAAUAAUUUUAAAUAUAUAAAGUCAAACAUUUAUCCAAGUGGCUUUUAAGGUUGUAAAGUAUAAAACGAACUAAGUGAUAUUUAUGUUACUUUCUUUGUUUAAUAUCUUGUUCAAUUAUUUUCCUAUAUAUCUUAUAUUUGUCAUUAAUAAUUAGUUUUAAAUUAAUAGAAAUUAAGUAAUCAAAAUAUAUUUUGAAUUAUUUGUCUAAAACCAAUUAUUUAUUUAUAGAUCUCCUACACCAAUAGAAGUUCCAUCACUAUGUCGCCAAUUACAGCAAACUUACAAAAAUAAUGAAAGAGAAGGGAAAAAAAGUGUACCAUCUGAAAAGAGAUUACAUAAAUUAAGACCUGGAUCAUUAAGAGACAGAAGUCAAUUAUUUAAUUGGAAAUUGGAAUGUAAAAAAUUUUUACAAAUGUUGUGGUUAUCAAAAGACAGUACUCCUUUCAGGUAAAACAAUAUAAGUGUAUUUUUGCUGAAGUACCAAAUGUAUAUGGUUUGCUUAUAGCUAGAGUUGUUACGGGCAUUAAAUUUGACUCAAGUACCGGAUAUCGAAUAGUUUUAGAAUUUUUUAUUCGGGUAUUAAAAAAAAAGAAAUAUUAAAUGGCCAACACGGUCAGUGUAGUAAAGUGAAUUCCAUGUGACAAGUGUUUUGCUAUCUUAUCUUCACAAGUGCAGAAAAAUGUAUCACUUAAUUAAUCCCUUAGGAAUAAUAGGCUUUUAAAUGCAUUAUAAAUUGGUACAAGUUUAAUAUAAUCAGCAAGUAUUUUGUAAUAUUUAAAAAUUAUCUGAGUAUACUUGACUAAGUAACUAAUAAAUAUUUUAUGUUGCAUACUUAAUUAUAAUUAUAAAACUUGUCAAUUUAUAUUGUAUUUAAUUCAGUUUAGUAAAUAUAAUGUUUAUUAAUUAUUUGUAUUCUAUGUUAUACUUUUGAUGGGGAGGUAAAAUUAAUCUAAAUAAUUUAAAUUAUAUGGAAAUUUAAAAACUUUUCUGCAUUAACAAUUAUUUUAUUAAAUGUACUGAAAUUUGAACAUUUUAGUAUUUUACUAAUUAACUAUACACUUGUUGUUUAGUACUUCAGAUUAACUAAGGGAGCCAUAUGAAUUUUAAUACAAUUUAUAUUUUAGAGAACCAAUUGAUUAUAAUGCAUACCCAGAUUAUGGACGAGUAGUCAAUACGCCUAUGGAUUUAACAUCGAUUCGGGAAGAUUUACGUGGAGAUAAUUAUAAUACACCAGAAGAAUUCUGUGAAGAUGUAAGACGAGUUUUUAAUAACGCAAAGAUUUACUCUGAAGUUCAUCCAGAUAAAAAGGUAUUUAUUUUUUCAUCAACAAUAGUCGACAAUUGUAAAUCUAGAAUUUUUAUGAUAAUCUAAAUAAGUUGAGAUUAGUAAUUUUGUAAUUAUGAAUUUAAACUUGUAAUAUUUAUAAGUCCUAAUAUAAAUUAAUAUUAUUUAAUAUGUAUUUAUUUAUUUCCAUCCAUUUUUUUGUUAAUAGUUUAUAGAUAAUAUUAUUUACAUUUUUUGUGUUUCUUAGUUUCUUAAGAAAACUAUUGUUGUUUAGGAAUUUCAUACUCUUCCAUCAUCAAUAGUAAAAUUUGAUUUGAUAUUCAUUCUAAACUUAAAUUAGACAAAUGUUUGAAUUAAAAAUAUUUCUUGUAUGUAUAAUAAUUGGUUUGAAUCAAAGCAAAAACUUAAUAUAUUUGUAUUUUGAAUGAUAAUCAUUAUCAUACAUUAUAUAAAUUAUAACCUAAUGCCCAUAACAGUAUAGAGAGCAUAAAAUUAACCAAAUUUACAGAAUACCAUUUCCUAUUUAUUUUGGUCUAUGGGUAUUUAUAUGUACAGUAUUUGGUAUGAGAAAAUAUCUACUUGUAGUAUCUAAUAAAAUAUAAUUUUUAUGUUUAAUUUAUUAUAAAGUUAUUAUUUGUUUUUAAAGCUGGAACUAAUGACCCGAAAGAUGAUUAAUUUAUCAGAAGAAAACAUAUCUCAAAUACUCCAUAGUUGGACGAGAUCUUUAAGACGUCCUACUUGUAAGUUAAUUUUAAACUUAAUCAAUAAUUGUUUUAAUAACAAUAAAUUUAUAAUCAAUUCUUAAAAACAAUUUUCUUUUAAUAGCUAUAGUUAGCCAUUUAAGUUCACGUCCACAAAGAAGAUGCCGUUUAAAAAGACAAAGAGAUAUGGACAAUAGUCAAAGUGAAGAUGAUAGUGAUGCUGAUUUUAAUUUAAGAUCCAAAAAGCCACGUAGGUCAAGGACCAUUAUUAAUGAAGUAACAACAGAAGAAUCAUCAGAUGAAGAAGAAAUAAAGUUUGAUCCUAACCAACCUUCAACUAGUUUUGCACAUAGUAAGUUAUUGUUAGAAAAUUUAUUUUAAAUUAUUUAUUUUAAUUAAAUAUUUUAGAUGAAAGAAAUGGAUCAAAGCGUAUUAAAAGAAAGAAAUCUAUUAACAUGCCAUCAACGAGUGUUGAAAUAAAAGAAGAAGUUCAAAGUAAUGAUGAAACACCACUUCGACGUCAUUCAUCAAGAAUUUGUAAACCUACUUAUCGUUUACAAGACAAUUAUGAUGAUAGUGAAGAUGACGAUAAUGCUAUUGAAUCUCAACGGCCAAAGAGAUUAGUUAAACAACCAUCUCAAGAUUAUGAUAAUGACAGUGAUGAUGAAGUUUUGCCCACGAAACCUUCUCGCAGUAGAAGAUUUCCAAUGCGUGAAGAAAGAUAUGAAGUACCGCCUAUUACUAGUAGAAAUCAAGCUUCCCGAUUUUAUGAUGGAGAAGAAGAACAACCAACUAGAGUAAAAAAAACUCGAUCGAGAUUUUUAAAAAAUGAAGAAACCGAUCAAAGAGGCGCUAGAAAUUUAAGAAAGAAAAAACGUUGGAAUUAUGCAAAAAUGUUAGAUGUAUCUGGUAUAAGUAGUGAAGAAGGUGCUGACGACUGGAUACCUACAGAAAAGUUUACUAAAAAAGAUGCCCGCCAUAAAAGUCGAGAUCUAAGGAAAACAAAAAAAAGAAAUUAUUCUGAAGAUAGUGAUCACAGUUGCAAUGACAAUAGUGACAAAAAUGAUGAUGGUGAUGAUGAUGAUGAUGAUGAUGAUGAUGAUGAUAAUGAUGAAGAAAAUAGUGUUAAUAUAAGAGUAUCUGUUAGUAGUCGAGGGCGAAUUAGAAAAUUAACUGCAGAAGCCAAAGCUCAUUUAUUUCGAAGAUAAUGAUAAAAAUAUUUAACCUCAAAAAUGAUUGACAUAAAAUAUUGUUUAUCAUAUAAAAUAAAUAUUAUAUAUAAAAUUAUUUUUCAAGACUAACCAUCAAAAUAAUUUGUUUUAUAUUUAUAUAUAUAUAUAUAUAUACAUAAUAUUAAUUCAUACUUGUAAUAAUUAAUUUUAUUUUUGUAAAAUAUUAAUAUUUUAAUAUUUUAAUUUAGUUAAUUUUGUUUUAGUAAUCAUGACAUGCCUGUUAUAUUUAAAAAUGUUUUAAUUCAAGGGAAAUUUAUAAUACUGCUUAUUAACUGGUGGUUAAUAUUUCUGUUGGUUUUUAACAAUUAAUUAUAUUAUUGAAAAAAUUUUACAUUGAUUAAUAGUUUUAAAAGUAUAUUUGUAUAGGUAUAAUAUAUAUACAUUUUUUUUUUUAAUAUUCAAUUUUUUAACUUAUUUAGAAUUAUUUUUAUUUAAUAUUAAUAUAUGAUUUAAUUUAUGUCAAAUAUAUAAUAAUAUUAUAUGUAUAAUCAAUAGUGUAAUGUAGUGUUGGAUGAACUUGACACAAUUGAAGGGUUCCAUGCAUCAAGCAGACAAGUCCACUUUUUGAAAUUGUUCAGAAGAAAACAAAUUAUUUUAAAUAUCUCUAAUUUUUUUUACAUAAAGUGUUCAUUUAGACAAAUCCAUUUGGUCUAUAUCUCUAAAUCUAUAAAUUAUACUUAUAUUGUUCUUGCACGUAACUAGAAAAGGAAAAAGUAUAUUUAAAAUGACGAAACACUGAUUUUCUGAAAAAUGGGACUUGUUUUGCACAGAGCUCUUCAAUUAGUGAAAAAAUUAAUUAUUAAAGAUUCAUGUAAUUUUUUUAAUACUGAAAAUAUCAAUUCAGUAUUUGUUUCUUUGUUUCCUCGUUGCUCAGCGUUUAUAUUAAAUUAGCUGCUUAUAACAUAAUUACUAAUAAAAAUCAAUAAGAACAUUGAUCAAUAUCUAUACAAAUUAAAUAAUAUAUUGUCUAAUUGUAUUGAAUUACAAAUUUAAGCAAUUUGUAAAUUAGUUUUUUAGUGUAAUGAUUCAUACUGGGUAUUGUUAUUGUGUUUUUUUUUAGUUAAGUUAUAUUCACG